UGAGAAAUUCAAAAAAGGAAGCGAGGCGCGCCCACUCCAGUCUCCAGGAGAAGCGGACUACUCCUCCUCCUGGGCCCAGGCGGCGCCAGCAGCCAGAGAGAGGCGGCCGUUGCUACUGCGACUAUUCGAGGCCUAGUCGUCGCGCUGGGUGGCGCCAAAAUGGCGGCGCCUGAGGUAAAAUCUCUCCCCGUCGUCGAGGGCAACGAAGACCCGUUCCAGCGCCUUCUAGGCGAAGAGGAGGAGGAGGAGGAGGAGGAGGCCCAUGUGCAAUGAGAGUACGAAGAUGGCUUCCACCGCAGACCAGGCGGCGGCUGACGCGGGGACCUCCUCGGGCGAAGGCAGCAGCAGUAGCUGCCGAUCAGGGCAAGAAGCGCUGGUCAAACCGAAACCAUUGUUGUUGAAGCUUUUAAAGUGUGCUGGUGCACAGAAGGAUACUUUUACUAUGAAGGAGAUCCUGUUCUAUAUUGGUCAAUAUAUUAUGUCUAAACAUCUGUACGAUGAAAAAGAGCAGUAUAUUGUCCACUGUGCAAAUGAUCUUUUGGGUGAUCUCUUUGGAGUACAAAGUUUUUCUGUAAAAGAACACAGGCAACUAUAUUUGAUGAUUUCCAAAAACCUGAUAACAGUCAGUCGGCAAGACUCUAAUAAUGUUAACCCAUCGGUCCAGAAUCAGUCCAGGUGCCAACUAGAAAAUGGAAAUACUCUAAAGCAGGAGUUGGUGCAAGAAACAAGUGACACAACUACUAGGAGGAGGGCACACAGUGAAACAGAAGAACAUGGUUCAGAAGAUAUUAAUGAUGAAAGACAGAGAAAACGACAUAAGUCAGACAGCAUUUCUCUUUCAUUUGAUGAAAGCCUUUCAUGGUGUGUUGUAAGUGGAUUACGUGGUGAUCAGAAUAACAGCAGCAGCUCUGCAGGAUCGCCAUCAAGUCCAGAUCACAGUGCCAGUUUAAGUGACUGGCUGGAUGAUGAUUCAGCUUCAGAUCAGUUCAGUGUUGAAUUUGAAGUUGAAUCUGUCUAUUCAGACGACUAUAGCCCUAAUGAGGAAGGACUUGAACUUACAGACGAGGAUGAUGAGAUAUAUCAAGUAACAAUAUAUCAGACUGAAGACAGUGAUAUGGAUUCAUUUGAUGAUGAUCCUGAAAUUUCAGUGGCUGAUUAUUGGAAAUGCUCAAACUGCAAUGAAAUGAACCCACCCUUGCCACGCCAUUGUCUCAGAUGCUGGGCUCUUCGAGAGGAUUGGCUCCCUGAUAACACUGAGAAGUCUAAAAUGAGCAAACAUGAAAACUCCACAUCACUAGACCCUGAAAAGACAACAGAAUUAGAUCAAGAGGAUGGUUUUGAUGUUCCUGAUUGUAAGAAAGGGAAAAUAAAUGAGAAGGAAACAGAGGAUGCAGAACAAAACUUAGAAUCUCAGGAAAGUGAGGCAUAUUCUCAGCCAUCUACAUCUAGCAGUAUGCUGUGCAGCAGUCAAGAAGACGCUAAACAUUUUGAGAAGGAAGAUACUGAGGAUAAAGGCAAAAGCCCAGAAUCCAUUCUAUCUAGGUCCGAUGUAGACCCAUGCAUCAUAUGCCAAACUCACCCAAAAAAUGGUUGCAUAAUACAUGGAAGGACAGGACAUAUUGUGUCAUGUUUCACAUGUGCCAAAAAAUUGAAGAAGCGGAACAAGCCCUGCCCAGUCUGUCGGCAGCCAAUAGAAAUGGUUGUGCUAACAUAUUUUUCCUAGCCAGGCAGAACUGUUUUAAGAAUAUAGACUGAUGCAAAAUAUUUUGAAAGAGUACAAAAGUAUGUUAUUUUUCAAGAAUCUUAAUGCAACAUUGCACUGGAAUUGGUUGAUCAAUCAUAAAUGUUUUCAGAGUAUUUGUUGUUUGGAUUUUUGCAAGCAGUGUGAACAUCUAGGCCUAGAUCCUGCACCAGGAGAUGAAGCAUAAAGUUCCACCCAGGUGGAACAACAGCCUUCACACCAUCACCUCCCACCUGAGGUAGUUCCACCAACAUGACCAUGUAGAGGCUAAACGAGAACAGGUUGGGGGUGCCAGGAGAGCAUUUGCCUGUGUCUAUUGUUAUAUGUACAAUGCCAGAGGAAUCUGGAUCCUCCAGCUGUCCUGGAGGAUGGCAUCCUUCACCUACAGCUCUGUACUGGCCACCACAUGGCCAUUAUGGGUUGGGGAGGCAUAGGAGGAAGGUGAGCUGUGAAGGAGUGGGACACAUUGUGUAAGGGAGGCAGGAAAUUCCUCCCACAAUGACAAAAAAACUCCAUUAGCAUUGUGCUGAUGUUUGCUAACAGGAUGCUGACCCUAGUUAUGUUUUUAUAUAAAAACAUUGUAAUAUUUUAAACUUGGUACUUGUGGUACUAGUUUUGUUGUUGUUCUAAUAAUUCUUGUUCAUUAAUUCAAUAGAGUAAAAUUACCAUUCAAGUCUUCUAUUAGGAAAAAAAUGGGUUUGCAGCAUAAAAAAUCCCUUCAGUUCUUCAUUUAUUUUAAAACUAAAUUUAUUUACCUAAAACUACCCUGAUCUCAGACCUGCUUCCAGUUAUUCUUUUGGGCAAUGCCUAUAGUAAUAUCAGUGCUCUUUUAAAAGUGAUUAAAGGGUCAGAAAUAAUACCGUGUGGUUGUAAGCAUUUGUCCCUCUCUGGAAUUCUUUUUCUUUUUAUUUUCAGCUGUUACUAGAUUACACAGGACAGGGGGUUACAUAGCUUUGGGAGCUCAUGUGGAACCCCUUGGUUGGCAUCUUACCAGUGUUGCCACAUAUCCUCACCAUGGUGAAGGUGGAAAACAGUUACUUAAGGGCUCUUCCCAUUCUUUUCACAAAAUCAGUUUCAAAUAUGUACUCACGGUUCAAGAAGCAUACAUCCCUUUGUCACUCAAAAUGUAGGGGACACUGAUUAAUGUGAUCUCUAAUGAGGUAAGAAUUGCUUGCUCUGGGUACUGAGAGAACAAGGGCAGCAAGCAAAGUCCCUUGAUUUAAGAUGCUUUAGAUCAUAGUCACCAUAUCUGAAGUUCUGUGGUGAAAUUAGGUCUGUUGAGUUGAAAUAAAUUUCUUGAUUCAUACUUGGUUUUCACAGAAUAGAUAAAAAGUUUCCUGUUUUGCUAUUUUUUAAAAUGUAUGCUGUUACUGUAAGUAGGAUCUAGCAUUCCAUUCUUGUCAGAAUAAAAAGGGACAACACAAUGUGCUGCAUUUUUAAAAUUAUUUAACAUGACCAGAAUGAGAAAAAAUAUGCACACGGACAUGCAACGCACGUGCACAUUUGAGUUAUAAAUGUUUGGCCAAGUACGUGACCAAAUCCCUCAAUAAAUGUCUAUAUUAGUGAUACACAUUUAUAUUAGCGGUUCACAUUCUUUGGCUCUACCUCCCAGUUUUAAUCAGGACAUCAAAACAAGUGGCUAGUAACAAGGAUUCAACACUGUCUGCUAAAGGCAUUUCUACAACGAGUGGAGUAGCAUUAAAUUAUUCAUAGUCCACUACCCCAGAUUAUGUAAGGAAGGGCAAUGUGUUAAUCUCUGCUUCUUCAUCAACUCCUGGUGUAGUUUUUCUGGAGGUUGUAAAUAUUCCUUACAAUCUUUCUGUAACUCAUGUUUGAUUUCAGAAAAUAGGGCAGGGCCAGGAACAGCCUCCACUUAUGUAUGUAUGUGUGUGUCAGGUUCAGAAAAGAAUCCGAAAAGUGUCUAGCUCAACCUCAUAGCACUUCAGUACUGGUUUUAGCAUGCCAUCCUCUACCUUUCCUGAAGGCAGUGAAGGAUAUUUUAACCUCAUCACAUUACAAGACUUAUGCAGUUGAUGGGAUAUCAAAAAGAAAAAUGGUUAGUCAAGACUCAGCUGGUACAUAUAAUUUUUUUGGAAAGUUUCAUUUGCUCUGGCACUUUCAGGAGUGCUUCAUUAGGGCAUGCUAAUGGUCAUUCCGGUGCCACCUUCUGGCACUGGAACAAGGGAUGCUGGGGAAAGGUGAAGGCAAAGGGAUAUAAGGCUCUGCCACCCACCAGACUUCAGUCAUGCCAGCUGGUUCAUAAAACUAAUCAUACAAAGUGCCUGUUUCUUGUGUGCCUUCAAGUUGUUUCUGACUUAGGUUGGGGUAAGGUUAUUCAGGGGAGUGCCAUUGCCAUCCUCUGAGGCUGAAAGAGUGUGACUUGCCCAAGAUCACCUAGUGGGUUUCCAUGGGCGAGCCAGGAUUUGAAUUCUGGUAUCCAAAGUCGUAGUCCAAUGUUCAAACCACUAUACCACACUAACUCUCAUGCUUGUUUCUUAAUGCAAUACAAAUCAGAUGCCCUCAAAUAUCCUGAGUUCCUGGAAGCCCUGAAAGAUGUCAGUCUGCAUCUUGCUGUGGGACAUGGCAUCUCUGUCCAUAUUAGAUGUUUCAAUCUUUAUACAGCCUUAGGGGAUUCAUUGUCACUCUGCCUGAUUCAAUCCAGGGUUGAUGUGAAGCUAUCACUGACACCUUGUGCAUAUUUUCUGAAGCGAACCAGGAGCCUCCACUUCCCCUGAGGGUAACAAACUACUGUACUUUAGGGAAUACAGGACAGGCUGUGUGGAAGACACACUUGGCUUUACACGGAGGAUAACAGCCAGCUCCAUGCACUAAGCAUCUACCGCCUGCAGCCACUGCCUUGCUGCUUAACACUAGGGUCUGUCUUGUGUGGACUGCAGAGGGUGUGAGCUGAUAAAAUUUUAUAUGGCUUUCUAUUAACUGCUUGAUGAUGACUAAUAUGGUUGAUGAAUAUGCUGAUCAAAAUAAUCAGACUAGAAUCUGAUGAAUCAUUUCAACAGAGUGGUAUGGCAGGUACAAUAUAAUUAGAAAAAGUUUUGUAUUUACAAGAGCAAUCCUUUGGUGUAAUAGAAGGCUGGAAUUCUUCCUUGCCUGGGAAUAAACACUACCAACAAUAUAUGUGCAUGCAUUUGUACUUGUAGCCCAGUGGAUUAGACCUGGCUUUGUGCACUGCCUGUUAAAUGAAUUUCUGGAAGUAAAGGGGGAGAUGCCAUUAAAAUUAAUUUUCCCCUUGUUGCUAUAUGUUGAUGAUGGUACUGAAUUCUUUGAGCAAGAAAAUAAACUACAGGCUACAUUUCUAAAACA
Molecule: messenger RNA, 5062 nt
Organism: Sceloporus undulatus (fence lizard)
Lineage: Eukaryota; Metazoa; Chordata; Lepidosauria; Squamata; Phrynosomatidae
Gene: MDM2
Product: MDM2 proto-oncogene
Exons: 12
Coding region: 263-1723 (486 amino acids)
Biological process (GO): negative regulation of apoptotic process; regulation of cell cycle
Cellular component (GO): nucleus
Molecular function (GO): identical protein binding; ubiquitin protein ligase activity
Source: RefSeq, a predicted model, not a curated record